Baudoinia panamericana UAMH 10762 is the source of this 267-nucleotide messenger RNA. RefSeq lists its product as uncharacterized. NCBI's taxonomy places the organism in Eukaryota, Fungi, Ascomycota, Dothideomycetes, Mycosphaerellales, Teratosphaeriaceae. Bases 1 to 267 code for a protein of 88 amino acids. The transcript has 3 exons. The record is from RefSeq and is a predicted model, not a curated record.
AUGUCUGAGGGUGCCCGCAAGGAUUUCACCGACAAGGCGUCUGAGAAGAUGACCCCCAACGACAGCAAGUCGACCGUCGACAAGAUCUCCGAGGGUGUCUCCGACACCGCCGACAAGGCCCAGCGCGACCUCAUGCCGGACGACCAGAAGUCGACCACCCAGUCCCUUGGCGACAAGGCGAGCCGUGAGAAGGACUCGCACUCCAGCAGCAACCAGGGCGGUUCCAUCAUCGACUCCGCCAAGGACAUGCUCGGCAUGAACAAGUAA